AUGCUCGCCUACCGCCUCCACGCCUACGCCUCCACCCCACCCCUCCACCUCGACACCCUCCCCGUUCCCACCCCAACCCCAACCCAAGCCCUAAUCCACACCUCCCACGCAGCCCUCAACCCCAUCGACUGGAAAAUCGCCCUGGGCCACGUAGCCGAGCACAUGCCUCUCCCCUUCCCGUACACCCUGGGCGUAGACUUCGUCGGCACAAUCACCUCUCUCGGCGCCAACUGCCCCUCCCGCCUAAAAAAGGGCGACCGCGUCAUGACCCUCUCCCGCGCCCUAGGCGCCUUCGCAGAAUCACUGACCAUCGAGUCGGACAUCCUCGCCAAAGUCCCGGACGGGCUGAGCGAUGCCGACGCAGCGACCUUGCCGAUCCCAGGGCUCUCCGCGUGGCAGUCUCUCCACGCCGCGGGGCCCCUGGAGCCCGGGAUGAAGGUCCUCAUCCACGGCGCCAGCGGCGUCGUCGGCGCGUUGGCCGUGCAGCUCGCGAAGGCGAAGGGGUUGCAUGUCGUUGGGACGGCGUCGGGGAAGAAUAGGGAGUUUGUGGUGGGGCUUGGGGCGGAUGGGUUUGUGGAUUAUACGAGGGAGAAGUUUGAGGAUGUUGUGGGGAUGGGGAGUGUGGAUCUCGUGCUGGAUUAUGUCCUCGUCGGCGGCGCCGCCAACACCACCGAACGAUCGUGGGGCGUGUUGAAAGAAGGCGGGGCGAUUGUCAGUUUGGCGGAUCCGACGAUUCUGGGGAAAAUCCCUGAGGGGAAGAGGGGGUUCUUUCCGGAGAUUGUGCCGGAUGUGGAGGGUUUGGAGAAGUUGGGGCGGAUGUUGAGGGAUGGGGAGAUAAAAGCGAAGGUGGCCAAGGUGUAUCGGCGAGGGGAGUUGCUGGAGGGGAUGGAAGCUAACAAGGCUGGGGGCACGACGGGGAGGCUGUUGGUGGAUUUUAGGAGGGCUUGA
Molecule: messenger RNA, 948 nt
Organism: Zasmidium cellare ATCC 36951
Lineage: Eukaryota; Fungi; Ascomycota; Dothideomycetes; Mycosphaerellales; Mycosphaerellaceae
Exons: 1
Coding region: 1-948 (315 amino acids)
Molecular function (GO): oxidoreductase activity
Source: RefSeq, a predicted model, not a curated record